This is a messenger RNA of Contarinia nasturtii (swede midge), 5490 nucleotides long. RefSeq names its product beta-1,3-galactosyltransferase 1-like. Gene Ontology annotation, cellular component: membrane. The coding region runs from base 3471 to 4928 and encodes 485 amino acids. The record is from RefSeq and is a predicted model, not a curated record. The transcript is spliced from 9 exons. NCBI's taxonomy places the organism in Eukaryota, Metazoa, Arthropoda, Insecta, Diptera, Cecidomyiidae. Gene Ontology annotation, molecular function: hexosyltransferase activity.
UAAAACAUUUUUUUUAAUUAUACAAAUCAAGAAAAAACCAUUUUUUCGGUUUUUCAUUGAAACAUUUCCUUUUCAAUAAUAUUUUUACAGUGAGUCGUUUAAGUAACUAGAGUAAUACUCUAAUAGCUAGAGUAUUUUGUUAAGUAUAUUGGAAUAUAUUGGUGGCAUAGUCGUAUAUAUUUGUUUAUAUUCUUCUUGUAAACAACUUCGCAAUCUCCCCCUAGAUAUUUUAUAUCAUCAAUACCAUUCACAAUCAUUUUGAAGACAGAUUCUAGCUUUGGAAUUGCUUAUGUAUUCCUCGUUUCAAACAAAAGAAAUAAAACCAAUUCAAAUAUGUUCAUUUGCUUUUAUGUUUAUUGCUUUUACAUGUUCAGCACAAACGAGUGAUUUAUUUCAAUGUAAAUCAUACAAAUUACACGAAUCCACGUAAUUUAGUAGGGACAAUUUUCUGAAUCAACUUCGAUAAUGCCAAGCCGAUGAGACGAACUAUUCUUUCAAAGAGCUCUAUAUAUUUGCUUAUGAUGUUUUGCUGGAAAGAAAAAUUGUCAAAAAUGUAAUAGUGUUCAAAAACAAACAGGACACAUGAUCUCUUAAUAAAUGAAUGCUAAAAAUAGAACAAAAAUUAUGAAAAUUAAGUGAUUUUAUUAUUAACAUAAAAUAUUUUUGAUAAUUUUGAUUGAUUGGCAUUUUUUUCCGAUGCUAGCUAACUAGUGCUUGUCAGCAUUCAUAAAGAUACACCCACAAAAGACAAUCAAAACAACCAAAACGAUUGCCAAACCAAAAUAAUACAGGCUAUAAUUUUCAUAAAAAUCAACCAUGAACUGAUAUUUGAGAAGCAAACAAAAAAAUGACAUUGCAAAGACGACAACACAUAUCAAUGUAAACGAUGCCAGUGUGGUCAUUACCAGUGUUUUGCUACAUGUUUCUGUGAUUGUAAAAUUCCGGUUGUUUGGGGAAUCUGGAAAUUCAGCAUCUGGGCGAGAAUGAUGAAAAAUGUGACUAUUGAAAUGUUGCUCAAUCUGUAGUUUGAAAUCAGUCGAUGCCUCAUCAAUUAUAUGUUCUGGGCGGCCUGACUUGAAGAAUCCCUCGAACUCAUUCCAAUCGUUGUUGACCAUGUUAAUAAACCCGUCCGUGUAGUCCCUGUCACUAUAGUAUGAAAACGGAAUGGAUAACAAGCAAAUAAAUGAAAAUGAGAAUUUGGCAAUGGAAUCGAUUGAAGAAAAAACAGACACAUGAAAAUAAUUAAAAAAACAGACAUUUGUUUAUCUGUUUAUCUCUUACUGCAACGAUCUUAGAAUUAUUCCGUCGACUGGCGUCUUAUCAACUGCCCAGCAAAUCGUCAUCAAUCGGUACAUUUUUUCGAUUAGUUCGUUGAUUUGAUUAUUUUGAUAUGACCGCUUGAUGUACAACGACUUAUUUUCAUGAAUGGUCACCAAAAUUGAGGUAAACGUAUCAAUGGCAUUUCUGUAGCGACUCAUCAUCAUAUAAGAGAAACCAGCAUAAUACGACGUCAAGACUUCAAAAGCUGGUAUCGGUGUGUUUUGAUCCUUCUUGUGAAUAUUAAUCGAUUUCAACAAAUUAAUUGCCUUUUUAUAAUCACCACACAACGAAUGUAAGCGCAACAUUUCAACCAAACUAAAAUAGUGCAGCGUACUCGCAACUGACUUGGAAUCGAUGUUGGAUGAAUGCGUUAGAAAUUUGCUGUAUAUAUCAGAAAAUGUAUUUCUCGCAUCAUCACGCCCGUUAACCUCAAUAUAUCGAGACACGAAAGUGUCGAUUAUUUGCCAUAGCCAAUCGUCUGGCAGUUUCAAUUGAACGGGUUUCGAUGCCUUCGCAAUCAAAUCAAAAAAUUUGCGACAGUUUUCAAAUGCAGACUUGUGGUCCUGGUUUGGUAGUGACGAGAUGUGCGUAUAUGCAUGACGCUGACGUAAUUCUUUGCAGAGUAUAAUUGACAAUUUGUCUUUACCAAAUUUUUUGUCAUCCGGCCAAUGACUUUUUACAAAAUAUGCAUUGUUCAGCAACAAAACCGUGCGCUCGUAAUAACCCAGAAUUUCGCUGUCAUUUUUAUUAUUUAAUGCAUUGAAUAGUUUUUCAAUGGUGGGUUUGAGUUGGUUAUCCUAGAAAUUUAAAUUUAAAUUCCCGAUUAAAUGAAUGCUUAUACGACACAUCAAAUUCAGACCUAUAGAAUAUUCGAUGAAUUUCUAAGAAUGUCAGCAAUCUAAUUAUUUAAAAUUACUCACCAUAUUAGAAAGUUCCAUUUGAUUGUUCGAUUUUCGCUUAAUUCUCGCUGCAAAUUUAUUUAAUUUACUAUACACAGUCUGUAAAUAGUGCAAAAAAAAAAUUGUGUCGAUGACAAUAGACUUUUUUUGCAUAGCAAUUGAAGUUUGGCCCGACGCCAUAUUGAAUCUUUCGUAUGCUGUUGAAAAUUAUUGAUGGCGCCACUUAUUAUAGUGCGAUACGAAAAAAAAAACACUUCAAAGGAAUGUAAAAUUUAUGGAACAAAGAAAACGGAAAAUUUCGCUGGUGAAAAUAAAAAAAAGAUAAACAUUCUUCUGAUUGUUUGACCAAAAGAAAUAAACUGAAAUAAUAAUAAUUUUUUUGUUUCCCUCAAUGUGUUCGUAAACAUUUUAUACACGCAGAAUUUUUUUUUUUGCGUAUGUGUGUGUGUGUGCACUAAUACUAAGAAACGUGGAUUAAACCGCCAAUUUCAUACUACUUGUAUAUAUAAAUAGAUAUAUUUUGUAAUUUUAUAUAUACGUCUAUUAAAACUGUGCUAAAAAUGAUUGAUUUUUUUUUCUUUGUUGUAUUUUCCCCAAAUCGAUAUACCAUCCGACGCACACACUUAAGCGCAUAUAUAUUUGAACGCAUACACCGGCAGUUUGUAUCAUUAUUACACACAUGCGUUUGACGUUUUCGUGUUGACACUAGUCUCAUGUUUGCAUCGAUAACUAUGUUUGAUUUGCUUCAGCUGUCAUUUGUACAGCACGCAAUACCAGCCGAUUUCGAUAUUUUUCGAUUAAUCUGAAAUAAAUUAUCUUAUCUUUUAACCACUUAAAAAAAUCAAGACAGCGUAAAACCAAUCGUGUAUGCAACGAAAUGUAGUUUCAUCGAAAUAAAAUUGUGAUAAAUUGUUACCUUUAUCCUAUUUUUUUAAAUAAAAAAAAAUCGAUUGAAUCUGUAGUAGUGCAAAAUUUCAUAUUUCUGUAAAAUUUAUUUGCUGCUCUCGACCUCAUUUACAAAUUCAAAAAAUCAUCUAAUUCUAAUUAUAGUAAAUUAUAAAAAUAGUACACUACGAGUUAUUGUAGUAGUCUCUAUUUGAAUUGAUAACUGCAGUGCUUUAUUCAGUCAGAAUGUGUCAUUCUAAAGUCAUUUGUAAAGUUUUGAUUAGAUAAAUGUUGCCCGGAAAAUAUUUGGCCACAAUGCGAUCGAUCAUUGGAUUGAUGAAUUAAUUGAUUGUGAUUCGAUGUAUAAUGGAUUUAAUUGAUGAAAGUGAUGAUGAUGCCGGUAGCGAUACAUCGACGCAAGAAAGUUGUACGCUAGUACGAAAUGACAGUGUGAAUAAAACGGAUGCAAUUAAUCGUCGCAUUUCAAAUUAUAUCGGCGAUUCAAGGCAUUCCGCCGAAUAUAAUAAUUUCGAAAUGUUGCCAUCGCAUAAAUUAUCACGCCGAAAUAAAUAUCUUAAGCUAUUUCUGUGUAUAUUUGGAUUUUCUUCUACGCUGAUAAUUUUGUCACAAAUUUAUUUAUCGCUUUAUUUGGAUGGAUCUGCGUUUGGAUUAAAUUUGUCAGUUUCUGGAUGGGAUCGAAACCAGAGCCGAAGUAUACCAUUUUAUAUUCUGCCCGAUGAGAAUACCACCAUUUUAGAACCAUCGUCAUUAUGUAAAGGAAAUUCACCAAUUUUGCUGCUCAUCGUAAUUUGUUCAUCGGCUGACAAUUUUGAAAUAAGACAAACAUUGCGAGAAACGUGGGCCAACACCAGCGAAUUCAAUUAUUCAAAAUUUUCAUCGCUUCAUUCACACCUCAGAGGAAAAUAUUUACCGAUUAACUAUCCUAAUUGGAGGAAUUAUACAGUAUCUAACUAUAAGGAGUCUUCCGAUAGUGCAAAAGAAAAAAAUAGUGAUAACAUUUAUGAUGAAACUAGUCAUGUAGACUUCCAAAUACGAACCGUCUUUCUUAUCGGCCAAACUGAAAACAAUGAAACCCAGGAUCAAAUUCUUGAAGAGAGUCGCAUACACAACGACCUUAUUCAAGAAAGUUUUUUAGAUACCUACAAUAAUUUAACAUUAAAAACUGUUAUGAUGUUGAAAUGGAUCAACAAUAAUUGCGUUGGAAAAGUAAAAUUUUUAAUGAAAUGUGAUGAUGAUACGUUUGUUCAUGUACCGAAUUUGAUUCAUUUUCUACUUGGUGGCACAGUCCCCGUGUAUAAUUAUACACUUCAGCGAUAUAAUCAAAAAACGAUACGCACACUAUCCGCCGCAAAUCGACUGCAUCAGUAUGAAAAUCUUCUGAUUGGCACUCGAUUUUGCAAGUCAAAGCCAAUCAGAGAUUUUCGAAGUAAAUGGUUCGCGCCACGAUACAUGUACGAUAAGACAAAUUAUCCAAACUAUUUAUCUGGUACUGCAUAUGUGUUCACAAUGGAUGCUAGUGAAAAAUUAUACAAUGCAUCGAUGGUAAUGCCAAUAUUACACUUAGAAGACGUUUAUUUGACAGGUAUUUGUGCUGAAAAUGCAACUAUCACACCGCAAGAUCACCCGCUAUUCAAUUACUUGCCUUAUAGUCAUUUAUGUGAAGUGCGAGGAAUGAUAACAGUACAUGAAAUCAAAUCAAUUGCAAUGCGAAAAGCCUAUAACUUUGUUAUGAAAUCGAAUGUUACCUGCUCAGGACCGGGAAGAAAAGCGACAGUUCGUCCAUUAAAAAAGACCUAUUGUUAAGUAUAAGUACUAAGACUUUUAUUUGUUUAUGUAUUUAAAUUAAAAAAAAAAAUGGUCUUAUAACAGUAGAAAAAUGCCAAAUUUCAGAGGAAACGAGACAAAACACUUUAAACCGUGCAUUCCAACUGACUGAUAUCAAAAGUAGCUAUUAAUUAUUAUUUUUCCUUAAUUUAAGUUAUUUGCCAAUUUGCCAGCUAUUAUUUUUUCUUCUUCUAUAUGAAAUCAAAUCCUCAUGGUAUACUGUUGGAUAUGCAGCAUUUUUAAGCUCUGUACGCCAAGUAUACAGAUUCUCCAUUGAUACAUAUAUUUGAUUUAUAUUUUAUUUAUAUUUACGUUGCACAUUUUCGAUAAAAUGAUGUUGUCUUCUUCAGAUUAUAUUUAAAUAGUAUAAAUAUGUUGUUACCAAAAAGUGGCAUUGACACAAUUUAAUAUGUGCCAAUACAAAUGUAAUAUGAUUGUUCAAUGUAGAAAAUCACAUUCAAUUUAAAUGGCGAAAAUGAUAGCGACGAAACGAUUAUAUCCAUGAUUACGUAAUAAACGUGCUGCUGUAUCUUCUAUCAAA